AUGGCUUCCAAUAAGACCAUCAUUCUAGUCACCGUCGAUUCGCAAGAACUCUUAAAGGGUCCAAUAUCCGUGAUUCAAAUCGACGUGACGGACCAAAAAUCUAUCGGCGCGGCUAGACAGCAAAUCGAAAUUCAGUUUGGAAAGCUGGAUGUGCUGAUGAACAACGCCGGCGUUCUGAUUGCCAAUCGACCAAAUAACUGCUCUUCGUGGGACUUUGGAGACCAAUCUCUUUGGCCAGGUGAUGGUGACAGAAGCACUAGAGCCACUCUUGAAGAAGGCUCAGCGACCUCUCGACUGGACCCGGAAUACGAACACCGAAGCGUCCGCGGGGACUCUUACCGCAUAUCCAAGGCGGCGCUUAAUAUGUUGGCGGCUUGCCACCGAUUCAACUUUGCCGAGUGGGGUUGCAAGGUUCUCGCCUUCAACCCUGGCUGGUGCGUCACUAACUUGAUCCGAGAGAAGGGCCGCGAGAUGCGUCUCAAAGGGGGUGCUAGAGGCCCCAAGGAGCCAGCCGCAGCUCGGGCGGAUAUCGUCCUAGGGAAGAGGGAUGCUGACAUCGAGAAGAACGGGAUAGUGGAUCUUGACGGGGGUGUUUUGCCCUGGUAG
Messenger RNA from Daldinia decipiens, 606 nucleotides. RefSeq lists its product as uncharacterized. The transcript is spliced from 3 exons. The coding region runs from base 1 to 606 and encodes 201 amino acids. NCBI's taxonomy places the organism in Eukaryota, Fungi, Ascomycota, Sordariomycetes, Xylariales, Hypoxylaceae. The record is from RefSeq and is a predicted model, not a curated record.